AUGCAGUCUCUGCGUCUCCUCCGAACCGCUGCCCUCAGGGCAAAGCCCAUGUCCUCAACAAUCCGCGCGCCAGUGCGAAGAGGAUACGCUGAGGCUGUUACCUCGGAUAAGAUCAAGCUUAGCUUGUCUCUUCCUCACCAGGCUAUCUACAAGGCCACUGAUGUCGUCCAGGUCAAUAUUCCAGCCGAGUCCGGUGUUAUGGGUGUCCUCGCAAACCACGUUCCAUCGAUCGAGCAGUUGAAGGCCGGUAUCGUUGAUAUCAUUGAGGAGGGUGGUGCCAACAAGCAAUUCUUCGUUUCCGGAGGAUUCGCUGUCGUCCAGCCAAACAGCAGAUUGAGCAUCAACGCUGUUGAGGCUUAUACCCUCGAUGAGUUCAGUUUGGAUGCCGUCAAGUCCCAAUUGGCAGAGGCCAACAAAAUCGCUUCCGGUAGCGGUAGCGAGCAGGAUAUUGCCGAGGCUAAGAUCGAAGUUGAGGUCCUCGAGACAUUACAGGCCGCCCUCAAGGCUUAA
Molecule: messenger RNA, 510 nt
Organism: Orbilia oligospora ATCC 24927
Lineage: Eukaryota; Fungi; Ascomycota; Orbiliomycetes; Orbiliales; Orbiliaceae
Exons: 6
Coding region: 1-510 (169 amino acids)
Biological process (GO): proton motive force-driven ATP synthesis
Molecular function (GO): proton-transporting ATP synthase activity, rotational mechanism
Source: RefSeq, a predicted model, not a curated record